UGGUUUGUGAUCAAAACAUAAAAAAGGGAAAAGUUUGUUGCUAUAAUUUCGCUAAAAAGUAAUACCCUCCAUAAAAGUAACAUAGCAACUGUUAGUUUUUUUUAAAUUAUUUUUUAGUAAACAUGAGACGUCGAGCUGGAGUCGGUGCGAUACAGAAGCAGAGGCUUGAGCAAGAGAAAUACAGGGAGAAGGGAUCAGAGAUCCAGGAGAACCAAUUCCAGCAGAUGUCCAAACAGCUGGAGGUUUUCAGGGAGAACCUGGAGGAGUUUGCGUCUAAGCACAAGAGUGAGAUAAAGAAGAACGCACAAUUUCGGCGGCAGUUUCAAGAAAUGUGCGCCGCAAUUGGCGUUGAUCCUCUUGCUUCAGGGAAAGGGUUUUGGUCGGUUUUAGGCAUUGGUGACUUUUACUAUGAACUGGGUGUGCAAAUAGUAGAGGUGUGUUUAGCAACAAAUUAUAAAAAUGGUGGACUUAUUACCCUGGAGGAGUUACGGAGCAGGCUUAUAGCAGCUAGGGGUAAGGCUAAGAAACACCAGGAUAUAACCAAUGAAGACCUUUUGGCUGCAGUGAAGAAACUUAGGAUUUUUGGAAAUGGGUUUACUGUAGUUCCAAUAGGUAAAGGAAAGUGGCUUGUCCAGUCAGUGCCGGGAGAGUUAAAUUUGGAUCAAACACUAGUAUUGCAGAAGGCUAGUACAUUAGGCACAGCUUGGGUAUCUACAAGCAUUCUAACUCAGGAUUUGAGUUGGAAUGAUACUAGGGCAGAAAAUGCUCUAAAUCAUAUGGUGAAGGAAGGACUCGCUUGGGUGGAUACUCAGGAUCCUAAAGAAACCCUGUAUUGGUUCCCAAGUAUGUUUGCAGAGUGUGUUUCUGCAUCAGAAGAUGCUGUUUCAACAAAGUAACACUUCUUGUUCUAUAAUAUCCUUUUUACAUGGGAAAAUUAUUUUUGGCACAUACGUGUACAGUAUGUUAGUUUACAUGGCAUUAAUUACAAUUAUAAUAAUUGUAUUGUGUUAAUGCACCAAAACAGAUUCUUUCUGAUCAGAUAUUAAGAGUGUGAGGAAUGAGACCUAUAGUGUGACAGUUUGGAAGUUUUUCCUGAUCUUUUCCUGUGAUUUUAUAAAGGUUUCUGUCUGGUCUGUUGAAGUUACAUAUUUUACUGUGUCUAUUUCAAUUGUUAAUUUUUGAAAUAUACACAUAAUAAUACUAUUAAAUUUGAAUCUUAAUUAUUUAUUUUUAUUCCUUAUGAUUAUCAUUGAAAUGAAAUGAUUUGAGAUGAAAUGAAAAUUUAUUUGUUCACAUAUAAAAAUAGAUGAUAAGGCGGAGAACUUCUAUUAAGUUUAAAACCUGUGCCAGAAGAUCUCUUCUGAUCACUCUUCCAUUAUAAGACACAUUUUUAUUUCAAUUUAUUUGUAAAAUACAUUCAUCAUUCAUUCAUCAUUAGUCAUAAACUAAAAAGUUGACAAUGUUUUAUAAUUUAUCUUUCUUUUGUUAUUGAGAAAAAAGCACAUUAUGGAAAGUAACUCUUCCAGUGUUCGGUAAGAACAGCUAUAAAAUAAUUUUCUUAUGUUAAGAUGUUAUUAUUUGUAAAUACAAGUAGGUGUGAGGCUGGGUUAAUAUAAUGUAUAAAGUAUAGAUAGUGAAAAAACAUAAUUGUUAAUAAUAUAUUUUAAUCUGUAAAUAAAUUGAAUCACUCGCUUAC
This is a messenger RNA of Pararge aegeria (speckled wood butterfly), 1696 nucleotides long. RefSeq names its product vacuolar-sorting protein SNF8 (gene lsn). The record is from RefSeq and is a predicted model, not a curated record. The transcript is spliced from 4 exons. Gene Ontology annotation, cellular component: ESCRT II complex. The coding region runs from base 123 to 896 and encodes 257 amino acids. NCBI's taxonomy places the organism in Eukaryota, Metazoa, Arthropoda, Insecta, Lepidoptera, Nymphalidae. Gene Ontology annotation, biological process: protein transport to vacuole involved in ubiquitin-dependent protein catabolic process via the multivesicular body sorting pathway.